AUGGUAGCCUCUCUUUGCAACAAUUUCUUUGCGCCCAACACCUCUUUUAGUUUUGAAGACCUACUCUCUCAUCCACCAUCUCCUCCUCACCAUGAGCCUGCACCACCUAUAUCACCUAUAUCCACUUCUCCUAUUUCGGCUUCACCACCUGUGCCUUCUACCUUACCUCCUCCGCCUACUCCUGCUACCUUAGCUCUUAUCACAGUCCCUCAGUCUACUCCCUCUAUCACUGUCUCUCCUUUUGCUCAGCUUCCCCCUCUUCCCAUGUCAAUCACCUUGCCUUCCCCACCUUCUAAUGCUGACAAAAAGGGGGAGAAGAAAUCUGUUUAG
Messenger RNA from Neltuma alba, 330 nucleotides. RefSeq names its product vegetative cell wall protein gp1-like. The record is from RefSeq and is a predicted model, not a curated record. Bases 1 to 330 code for a protein of 109 amino acids. The transcript has a single exon. NCBI's taxonomy places the organism in Eukaryota, Viridiplantae, Streptophyta, Magnoliopsida, Fabales, Fabaceae.